AGAGACAGCUGAGCCACAGCGGGGAGGGACAGUGAGGAUGGCAGAGCCCGGCACCCUGCCCACCGGCUUCAGGGAGCUCGAGGUGCUGGCUGUGGGGACCGUGCUGCUGGUGGAAGCUCUCUCCGGUCUCAGCCUCAAUGGGCUGACCAUCUUCUCCUUCUGCAAGACCCCGGAGCUGCGCACUCCCAGCCACCUGCUGGUGCUGAGCUUGGCUAUUGCGGACAGCGGGAUCAGCCUGAACGCCCUCUUUGCAGCCACAUCUAUCCUCCUCCGUGUCUCCCACAGGCACUGGCCCUACGGCUCGGAUGGCUGCCAGGCUCACGGCUUCCAGGGCUCCUUGACAGUGUUUGCCAGCAUCUGCGGCAGCGCGGCCAUCGCCUGGGGGCGCUAUCACCACUACUGCACCCGCAGCCAACUGUCAUGGAGCACGGCCAUCUCUCUGGUGCUGUUUGUGUGGGUGUCUUCUGCCUUCUGGGCAGCCCUGCCCCUCCUGGGUUGGGGACACUAUAACCACGAGCCACUGGGGACAUGCUGCAUCCUGGACUACUCCAGAGGGGACAGAAACUUCAUCAGUUUCCUCUUCACCAUGGCCUUCUUCAACUUCCUCAUGCCCCUCUUCAUCACACUCACGUCCUACCGGCUCAUGGAGCAGAAACUCAGGAAGAGUGGCCAUCUGCAGGUGAACACCACUCUGCCAGCCAGGACGCUGCUGCUCGGCUGGGGCCCCUAUGCCCUCCUGUAUCUGUACGCGACCGUCGCCGACGUGACUUCCAUCUCCCCCAAACUGCAGAUGGUGCCUGCCCUCAUUGCCAAAACGGUGCCCACGAUCAACGCCAUCAACUAUGCCCUGGGCAGUGAGAUGCUCCGCAGGGGAAUCUGGCAGUGCCUCUCACCGCAGAGGAGCAAGCAGGACAGAGCCAAGUGAGCCAGCUGCCCUGGACUGAGCCCCAGGCCGGGGGGCUGCCCCAGGAGGCCUGCCCAGGAGCCUCCAAAGCCAAGCCCCAGACACUCAUCACCAUCCCCAGUGGCCCCGUUGCGCCUGGCCCCAGGCUGGACACAAGAUUCAGAGACACCAGGCUGCGUGAGAAGAGCUGGAGCUUUGGAACCAGCCCUCUGCAUGGAGGCUGAGAGACCUCGGCAAAGUCCCUCCUUAACUUU
Molecule: messenger RNA, 1158 nt
Organism: Lemur catta (Ring-tailed lemur)
Lineage: Eukaryota; Metazoa; Chordata; Mammalia; Primates; Lemuridae
Gene: RGR
Product: retinal G protein coupled receptor
Exons: 7
Coding region: 38-925 (295 amino acids)
Biological process (GO): phototransduction; G protein-coupled receptor signaling pathway; visual perception
Cellular component (GO): membrane
Molecular function (GO): G protein-coupled receptor activity
Source: RefSeq, a predicted model, not a curated record